Molecule: messenger RNA, 3384 nt
Organism: Sitophilus oryzae (rice weevil)
Lineage: Eukaryota; Metazoa; Arthropoda; Insecta; Coleoptera; Curculionidae
Exons: 16
Coding region: 249-2864 (871 amino acids)
Biological process (GO): mitophagy; autophagosome assembly; cellular response to starvation
Cellular component (GO): extrinsic component of phagophore assembly site membrane; mitochondria-associated endoplasmic reticulum membrane contact site; autophagosome
Molecular function (GO): manganese ion binding; phosphoprotein phosphatase activity; magnesium ion binding
Source: RefSeq, a predicted model, not a curated record
UCAAUGGUGAAUGGAUUUGUCAACUCUAUUUUUAUCACAAGUCCUUUAAUUUUCUAGUCAGUGUUUUUUAUAUAUUUUUUCUAUUUUCACGAACAUUUAAAGUGCGAAUUGGGUUAUUUUGUAGUAAACAAGAGGCAAAGGAAGUUGCCCGAAACUCGCUGUUAAUGUAUUUAAGCAGUUCUCACUCAGAGACUUGCACAGACGAGGGACACAUUGGCUGAAUUGUUUUUAGAAAGCCGGACUACACAAUGGGAGCGUAUCUAGAUAAACCAAUCUUAGAUAAAUAUGAAGACAGCGGAGAAGCAAACGGUUUGAGAUAUGGAUUAUCGAGUAUGCAAGGUUGGAGGACGGAAAUGGAAGAUGCCCAUACAAUCAAAACUGAUCUGGGCAGAAAAGGGUGGUCGUAUUUUGCGAUUUUUGAUGGGCAUUCGGGGAAAAAAGCCGCCGAACAUUCUGCUGAGCAUCUUCUUAGUACCAUCAUGUCCACAAACAAAUUUAAGAGAGACAUUAAAGCUGGUAUAAGGGAAGGAUUUUUAGAAUUAGACAGGAACAUGAGUAACUGCUUGGAAUUAGAAGGAGUUCCUAUGAAAUCCGGCACCACCGCCGUGUGCGCUUUUGUCACGCCCGAUGAAAUCAUCAUUGCCAACUGCGGCGACUCUAGAGCUCUACUUUGCCGGCAGGGACAGCCUUUUUUCGGCACUCUGGACCACAAACCCUCCACGGUGAAGGAGCGUGAACGGAUAGUGAACGCGGGAGGCCGCGUGAUGAUGCGCAGAGUGAACGGAUGUCUGGCGGUUAGUCGGACGUUGGGCGACUUCGACUACAAGGACAGCUCCUGCGCCGACCAGUGCGAACAAGUAGUCUCCCCGGAGCCUGACGUCACCGGCCUGACCCGGGACCACGACCAGGACGAGUUCUUGGUGUUGGCCUGCGACGGCAUCUGGGACCAGAUGGACAACGCGGAGAUGUGCGACUUCGUGCGCAGCAGGCUGCGCGUCACGGACGAUCUGCGCGAAGUUGCCAAACAGGUGUUGGACACGUGUCUUUACAGGGGAAGCAAGGAUAACAUGUCCUUGAUCUUAGUUGUGUUCCCGGCAGCCCCCAAGCCUUGUCCGGAAGCCAUCUUGGCAGAAAAGCAGCUGGACGACAGGAUAGAAGAAUUAAUGAAAGAAAUAAUGUCGAACAAUGAGAAGGAAGAAUUCAGAUUUGAACAUCUAAUUGAGAGUCUUUUCAACUUGAACUUUGAAGAAAAGAUCCCAGGUUUGCCGCCCGGAGGCGGACUUCAUUCUAAACAAUCCUACAUAGCAGAACUGUAUAGGAAACUCUAUCCCGACAGCGCGGAGACUAUUACAAAGCCAUACGUUUACAGCGUGGUGGAACGGAGUGACCAAUGGGCAGAUGAUACAAUUUUGUUUAUAUCAUGUACAAUCAUUGAAAAAGAUCAUUCUCUCUCGAUGGCGACCAACGUUAGCUCUGAAGGUUCCACUACCAGUACAGCACCAAGAAUAUUUCAUAUAUCAUCCAGUUCGGAUGGUUCUAACUUUCACAAGUGUCCCCUUUGUAAGAGUUUCAAGAAGUACUUUUGGUGCAAAGAAUGUAUUCGAAGCGGGGAAAUAACCAGCAGUAGGAAUGACGAGAGCUACCUCAAUAUUCGAAGAGCUUUGAUUGAACUGGAAGAGAACAGGUGUAACAUUGAACGAACCUGUUCGAAGCAGCUAGAAGGGAAACAACGACGUGAUGCUCUGCAAUUGAAGAUAAGACAAGCGAAAGAAAGGAGCAGGGUUUUGCAGUUGGCUGUAGAGGAGAAGAGACAAAGAAAGAUAUCUCUAGGCACAAAAUUAAUAGAUUUGCGCGAACGCAAUAGGGAAAGGACCGAAAAAAUCAAAGCUUACAAGACAAAGAGCGAAGCUCUGGAGGAUUGUGUCUCUAAAAAAUGGGAGGAUGUGCGUUUGACUCAAGAAAAAUUGAACUCUAUGCACGAGGACUUGAAAAGAUUGUCGAAAUUACGAGUACAACAGUUGUUUAAAUAUGUCUUUCCCAUUUCUUUUGUCAAAGCUCCUAUGUCUUCGUUUUCUAGUGAGCUAGAAUCCAGUGGUGAUACUAUCACAAAGGAACUGGCUGAAGCCUCCCAAACCACCUACAUAAGAAACAGGUGGGUUUAUAAUGAUUAUAACAAUGAGAUGCAAUACAGCAUAGUGGCCCCGUGCUUGCCAGGUAGCGGUAAUUACUCGAGUUACAAUAUUUGGGCUCAAAACGCGGAUAGCAUACCAGUUUCGGAAGAUACAGAUGUGGAAAUGAAUCCAGCAUUCAGCAUAUCCGCUGCGCUGACUUACACAGCGCAACUGGUGAACGUCCUGUCGUUUUUUCUGAACGUGCGCCUACCUUUCAAAAUGGUCUACAGCGAAUUUAGUAGCAACACGAUCAACGAGCAGCAAUUCGCUAGAAGAGUGGCCAGAUUGAACGCCAACAUCCUGUAUCUUUGCAUCACACAGAAAAUUGACAUUAACGCUUUGCGUGUGAACGCAACCAUUCACAACGUGCUUCAGUUGAAGGAUAACGAAUCGGCUGAUUUAGGCAGACAAGGGCCGUUAGAACUGAACGAUCUGCAAAUGACAGUUCUGGAGAAAUCUAUACCGGCCGAUCUCAAGUCUAGCGACGACUCUGACUCCGACGAGGGGGACUCUUUUACCGUGGAAUGGGAAGCAGUACCCCACGUACAGUGUCCCGAGGCCCAAGCCGGGCCUGCCACAGUACAAUCAACCGUUCUCAACGCUCAACAGUCAAACAGCAUGGCGUAUGGGGGUCUGAUGAACAGCGCUGUUGCCAGCGUUGCCUCGAUGUGGCGCGGCCUCACAGGGCGGUAGUGCUUCAAGAUAUCCCUAGUAUUUAAUUUGUAUGUUUCUAAAUUUAGCAGUAAACGAUAUAACACAACAUCACUAUAUGUAACGCUACACAAUUUAAUAACAUUGAUCUGUCAUUGCCAGAAUUGUUUUUUUUUCAAUCAUACGUAUAUUUUUAAAUAAUAAUUUAGGGUUAAGUUCUUUCUAGGGUAUUAAAAAAUCAUUUUCAAUUUUUUUUAUAGCCUUUAGUUCCUAUGUAUUUAGUUCUAACGUUCGUCGUUUUUUUUUUAUGUAACUGUGACUUUAUAUUAGAAAAGAUAUUUUUUUAGUUAUAUAGAUACUGUACAUAAGAUUAUUGUUGACCUCAAAUAGUGAGAAAUACACAUACCAUAUUGUCAGAAAGUUUUACUAUUAUCCAGCGACAAUUGUUUGUGGUUGUUUAUGAAACUUUUUGAUCUCCUUGUAUUACUUGAUGACCUAUAAUACCAUAAGAGUGUUUAGAAUUUACAUUUGAUUACGAAUAAAUUAUAAGCUUCUUUUGUAA